Molecule: messenger RNA, 1071 nt
Organism: Capsella rubella
Lineage: Eukaryota; Viridiplantae; Streptophyta; Magnoliopsida; Brassicales; Brassicaceae
Product: abscisic acid receptor PYR1
Exons: 1
Coding region: 311-901 (196 amino acids)
Biological process (GO): abscisic acid-activated signaling pathway
Cellular component (GO): cytoplasm; nucleus
Molecular function (GO): protein phosphatase inhibitor activity; abscisic acid binding; signaling receptor activity
Source: RefSeq, a predicted model, not a curated record
AAAAAAGAAAUUGGGAAUAAAAAGAAACUUAUUAAGCUAUACGACUCGAUUCCAAUUUUUUUCCCACAUCAUAAUAAGUAACUAAUAGAAGACUCCACGUCAACUCUUUUUUUUUAUUUUCCCCUCUCUCUCUCUCUCCCUCACACACUCUCUCUGUUAUAAUAUUUCAACGAUAAAUACAGAGAGAGAGAGACUCUCUAAAGCUCGUCGUUGUCGUCAAUGGUGAAUCUCAAACCAAUUUGAUAAAAAACUCCAAAAAACACCACAAACACACAACAGCGACAAGAGCAAGAACGAAAACUUCAUCACGAUGCCUUCGGAGCUAACACCAGAAGAACGAUCGGAGCUGAAAGAAUCAAUCGCCGAGUUCCACACAUACAAACUCGGACCAGGGAGCUGCAGCUCACUCCACGCGCAACGAAUCCACGCGCCGCCGGAGCUCGUGUGGUCAAUCGUCAGGAGAUUCGACAAACCGCAAACCUACAAACACUUCAUCAAAUCCUGCUCCGUCGAACAGGGCUUCGAGAUGCGCGUCGGAUGCACGCGCGACGUGAUCGUGAUCAGCGGUUUGCCGGCGAACACUUCGACGGAGAGGCUAGACGUGCUCGACGACGAGAGGAAGGUCACGGGGUUCAGCAUCAUCGGAGGAGAGCACAGGCUCACGAAUUACAGAUCCGUCACGACGGUGCAUCGGUUCGAGAAGGAGGACCGGAUCUGGACGGUGGUUUUGGAGUCGUACGUCGUGGAUAUGCCGGAAGGGAACUCCGAGGACGAUACGCGUAUGUUUGCUGAUACGGUUGUCAAGCUUAAUUUGCAGAAACUAGCGACUGUUACUGAAGCUAUGGCUCGUAACUCCGGUGCCGGAAGUGCUUCUCAGGUGACGAAGACGACGACGUCGUGAUAUAAAAAGAAAUAAUAAAAAUUAUUUAUUUUUCUUUCUUUCUUUCUUUUUUUCAAAACAAAAAAAAAAUGUUAUUUAUUAUGUUGUUGCUUCAUAAAAAGAUUCUCUCUAUUUAAAAAAAAAAGCUUUGUCUAGAUGAUGAUGAUAGAAAUAUUAUUACUAUUUACAUA